Messenger RNA from Staurois parvus, 342 nucleotides. NCBI's taxonomy places the organism in Eukaryota, Metazoa, Chordata, Amphibia, Anura, Ranidae. The record is from the annotation of a GenBank genome assembly.
ACACUUGGCACAAUACAGUCAGGCAAGUACCAUUCUCCUGGCAACCACCAAACCGAGACACAUCCAUUGGAUUGCCAGACAGAGAAACGUGACUCCAAAGAGCAUGUCUCUGCUGCUCUAGAGUCCAGUUGCAGUUUUCUGAGUUGCUGUUGUUCACAGUUGCUUCCACUUUGGUAUUAUACCACUAAUUGUUGACCGUGGAAUAUUUAGUAGCACGGAAAUUUCACAGAUAGACUUAUUGCACAGAUGGCAACCUAUCAUGGUACCACACUUGAAUUCACUGAGCUCCUGAGAGCAACUCAUUCUUUCACAAAUGUUUGUAGAAGCAGUCUGCAUGCCUUG